Messenger RNA from Geodia barretti, 1275 nucleotides. NCBI's taxonomy places the organism in Eukaryota, Metazoa, Porifera, Demospongiae, Tetractinellida, Geodiidae. The record is from the annotation of a GenBank genome assembly.
AUGCAGUUCCUUGUCUUGGCCCCAGAGGCGAUAGUGCUGGUUUUUCUAGGCCUCCUCGCCAGUCCCUCUUGGCAGUAUGUCACCAUCGAGCUCAAGAACAACUCCAGGUCCCUCGGCGACAGGUACAAAUACGAAGACGAUAGCGUGUUCACCUACCGCUACGCCAACUUCCCCGGGAACGGCAAGUUGAGCGGCUACGUGUGGAGGUGGAGCGACCUCGAAUUCCCUACGAAUGGCUGUCAGUACAUCGACCCUCUCUCCUACGAUGUCCAGGCCGAGGGUUCUCGCUGGUUCGCCCUGAUCGAAGGUCUCAGCACCUGCGCCAAGGACAUGGUCCAGAACGUCAGAAACGCCGGGUUCGACCUGGUGAUCGGCUACGACAACGGUUCCUCAUCGGCUCCAGAUCUGUCCAGUUCUCUCAGAGACAGCGAUUUCCCGAUCGUGGCUAUCUCCAGCGGAUACGCGGAGAAACUGUUGGAGAUAGCGGCCACGGAUUCCCAGACAGGCUCCGUUAGAGCCGACGUCUCGGUGGUUGAUCUCGACGAUUUAGUGGUCGGAUUCAGUGUGGGCUUUCUCGUUCUAUCCCUCGCUCUCUUCACGCUGUUUUUCUGCUUCGUCUACUGCCGGUGGCGGGCCCGUCGGCGCGGGCUCUACAGUUUCCCGGCGACCGGCGGCCGGGACCCACUCCAACAGCGAUUCACCCGAGCGAGGCUGGAAAGACAGGAGCUAAUCGAGAGCAUUCUGCGACAGUUACAAGAACUGCACAUCGAACCAGGCCGUCACCCGCCGCUAGGAGAAGAGGCGACGCGAGCUCUCCCGCAGAAGAAGUUCUCCGAGGUGGCGCUUCGCGAGUCCUCCUCCAGCAAAGAAACCUGCGCAAUCUGUGUGGAAGAAUUUCAAGCGGAGGAGGUCGUACGUGUACUGCCUUGCAGCCACUUCUUUCACCCCAACUGCAUCGACCCAUGGCUCACAGAGCACAGCUCCAUGUGUCCCCUCUGCAAACAGUCGGUUUCUCAACAGAACGAACAGCCGCCGGGAGUUCCGGGGGCGCCGUACGAAGUCAAUCCGCUCUCCUCCUCCAGUGCCAGCAGUCUCAGUAUAGAUACAGAGAGUUUGGAGAAUUUCGCAACGCCUACUGCUGUUACUCCAGUUCCACCACCACUCGAAUCUCCAACUUUUGCCGUCCAAGUGAGAGGAUCUUCAGCCUCUGUGAACGACGAUAGUUUGUCUUCCGCUUCGAGCGACGCACCACUUAUAACUUCUACCAAUCGUUAG